AUGGUUUUCUCAACAGUACUCACAUCCUCACCUCAACUGUACUUCCCAAAAACUACUUCUCCAAUUAUCCAAAGAGCAAUUCGAACCUGUUCUGCUUCUUUUUCAACAACCCCACAACGAAUUUCGAAUUCACAAUUUGAUCUCAGGACUUACUGGACUACUCUGAUUCAAGAAAUCAAUCACAAACUCGAUGAGGCAAUUCCAGUGCAGUACCCACAACAGAUCUAUGAGGCCAUGCGUCACUCUGUUUUAGCAAAAGGAGUCAAGAGGGCCCCACCUGUCAUGUGCGUCGCCGCCUGUGAGCUCUUCGGAGGCCACCGCCUCGCAGCCUUCCCCACCGCCUGUGCUCUAGAAAUGGUUCAUGCUGCUUCAUUGAUUCAUGAUGACUUGCCAUGCAUGGACGAUGAUCCAUCCCGAAGAGGCCAACCUUCCAACCACACAAUAUUUGGGGUUGAUAUGGCAAUUUUAGCCGGGGAUGCCUUGUUCCCUCUUGGUUUCCGCCACAUUGUUUCCCACACCCCAACUGAUCUGGUCCCCGAGACUCGCCUCUUAAAGGUCAUUGCAGAGAUUGCUCGAGCAGUGGGAUCCACCGGUAUGGCUGCUGGUCAGUUUCUUGAUCUCGAGGGUGGACCCAAUGCUGUUGAUUUUGUCCAAGAAAAGAAGUAUGGUGAAAUGGGUGAAUGCUCCGCUGUGUGUGGAGCUCUAUUAGCUGGUGCUUCAGAUGAGGAGAUCCAACGGUUAAGAAGAUAUGGUCGAGCUGUUGGUGUUUUAUAUCAAGUGGUGGAUGAUAUGUUGGAAGCAAAACUGGAUAAAGAUAUCAACGGUGAUAACAAGAAAAACAAGGGUAAAAGUUAUGUCGCAGCAUAUGGUGUAGAGAAAGCGACGGAGUUGGCUGAGGAUCUGAGAGCACAGGCUAAGAAAGAGUUGGACGGCUUAGAGAAGUACGGUGAGAAGGUCGUCCCAUUAUACAGCUUUGUAGAUUAUGCUGCUGAUAGAGGUUUCAGUGUAGGUGACCAAGCGGAGUAA
This is a messenger RNA of Fraxinus pennsylvanica, 1026 nucleotides long. The record is from the annotation of a GenBank genome assembly. NCBI's taxonomy places the organism in Eukaryota, Viridiplantae, Streptophyta, Magnoliopsida, Lamiales, Oleaceae.